AAUAGCAGUCGCCGGUGCUGUUAAUAUUUGUCGGCGCGGGGCUCUGUGUUGAAGUUGUAGAUUGUAAAAAGUUUUGUUUGCUUUUUUUCUUGUCCAGAGAAAAAUCCACCAAAUGAACAAUGCCAGGCAAAGUGGGUGUCAAGAUUAAAGCUGGCAGGAAUCUGCCUGUUAUGGACAAAUCAUCGGACACAACAGAUGCCUACGUAGAAAUUAAAUUGGGCAAUGUGACACACAAAACUGAUGUCUGUAGAAAAAGUCUUAAUCCACAAUGGAAUACAGAUUGGUUUCGUUUUGAAGUUGAUGAUGCAGAGCUACAAGAUGAACCAUUGCAGAUACGUCUUAUGGACCAUGACACCUACUCGGCUAAUGAUGCCAUUGGCAAAGUAAAUAUUGGUUUAAAUCCCUUAUGUUUAGAAACUUCCGGCCAAACCACCCAAGGCAAAGGCACUGUCCUUUCUGGAUGGAUACCAGUGUUCGAUACUAUGCACGGCAUACGUGGUGAAGUCAAUGUCAUUGUCAAAGUGGAUUUAUUUUCAGAUGUUAACAAAUUUCGCCAGAGUUCCUGUGGCAUACCGUUCUUCCAUUCUCCCUGUAUACCUAUAGGUUAUCGUGCUCAAGUUAUUCAUGGUUUUGUAGAGGAGUUAGUGGUCAAUGAUGAUCCUGAAUAUCAGUGGAUUGACAAGAUACGAACACCUAGAGCUUCCAAUGAAGCUCGUCAGGUGGUUUUUCUGAAAUUAUCGGGUCAGGUUCAGCGAAAAAUGGGACUGAAAGCCAUAAAUAUGGGCGCCAAUGCUGUUAUAGCUUAUACGCAAUGCUUCGAUUUAGAAGGUGAUGUUGGCGUGGUGGCUCGUGGCAUAGGCACUGCUGUGACCUUGAUCAAAGACACUACUAAUCAACCAGCUUCGGCAGACAAUGCUUUAAUUGAAGAGUCUUUAAAUGAAAUCAAUGGCAGUGGCAGCUGUACUUCCAACAAUAAUAGUCCAAAUCUAAGAAGUUCUAUUUCGCCCAAUACAUCACUUAUGGAUGAAACGGUUACAGCGGGAAAUACGUUUGCUGCUCCUGCUGCUGGCAAUCGCAGUAAAAUGUCUCCUACACCUUCACGGACUGGUGCCGUAGUUACUCCCAUGAGUUUGCAAUCUCAAUCGGAUAGUCUAUCGUCGGCUACUACCGUAUCAACGGCUACAACAAUUAUUCCCAAAGAGGUGGGUGAAAUGGCUAGACGUUCUUCAGAUUCGGAUUUAAGUGUUACACCAAAAGGAAAUUCAUUUUGUGUGGCCAGUGAUCGUUUGAUGGCAGCAACAGCUAUGAUGCGUAUGGGUCCAGCUAUAGGUAAAUCAUCAAAUUCUGAAGGCAUGGAUAUGUUGGAAUAUCCAUUUCUAACUAUGACCAAAUAUCCACCUGGUCUUAUAUUACAUAUUGGAGCAACUGUGGCGGCUAGAUCGGUAAAGCUAUUGGAAAGAGUACCCAAUCCAGAUGAGCCAGAAAUCCGUGAUUCCUGGUGGACAGAAUUGCGCAUGGAGAUUAGAUCACAUGCCAGAUCUUUAGGUUGUAAUGUGGUGCUAGGUUAUUCCGAGUUAACCACUAUAUCCGAUGAUGUUUGUGUUCUCUCGGCCACUGGCACUGCGGCCAUUAUAAAUAUGGGCUAUAAUCGUUCCAUAUCCCAAAAUGAUAUUUUCAAUAUAACAAAAACUGCUGGUGGCAGUGGCAUGUCAGUAUCUCUAGAAGAGAGAAAUGUUAUUAACAGUGAUCCUAACUCUAAGGAUAUGGGUAGUGGUAUAUCCAAUGGUUCUGUAGGUAAACGUUAUGGACUUCCUGGUCUGCUAAAUGUGUCAAAAACUUCCUGUACCGUGUGUCAUGUACCCUAUAAUGUCACCUCGGUGCCAUUCAAUGUUAAAAUGAAAAAAUGUGCAAUAUGCUUAAAGGGUCGUGUGCCAGAUGUACUACUGGCCACUUUAGAAGUACCCGAGUCAAUACAAGUAACAGGACGUGGUUGUUUUCUGCAGGCUCAAGUAGUUAGAGCCAAAAAAGAUUUACGCUCCGAACUCAAUGCUAAAGAAAUUUCCGAUGGUCUACCCUUUCUGGAAUACGAACUGCAUCGUGUGCUUAUUAAUAAACUUAAAGCCAAGGGCAUGAAUGCUAUAUUUGGCUUGAAAGUACAAGUUUCUAUAGGUGAACGUAUGAUUGCCUUGGUAGCCACUGGCACUGCUCUCUUCAUCACAGCAUUACCCGUACCACAAGUACCUAAAAUAGUUGCUGGCAACUCUUGGACUGAUAAGCAAAAACUAAAUGAAUUACAAAAGAAACUGCAGGAGACAUUUGAACGUUAUCAGGAAAUCUAUCAAUUGAAAUCCAUAGAUCAGGAUAUGUUAGAUAAAAGUUCCGAUACUGACGACUCCGAUGAAGAAGGUGUCGAUGUAGAUUUGAAUUGCGGCAAUAAGGAUACUUGUGUUUUGGAAGUUGAUGAUAUCGAAGAUUUAGAAAUUAUAUCACUGCUAAUGGAAUCGCAACCACCAGAAGGUUUUCAUGUCGUUAGUACUCAAAAAGUACCGGGCAUGAUGGAUAUGGAGGCGGUUAAGAAUUUGCAAAUGUUUACUCAGGUGUGGAGGGCAAAAACCGAUACGGGACAAACUGUUACUGGUUUUCCCAAGCAUUUUCAAAGAUUGAUGCAGAUUAUUUAUUUCAAAUUGCGCACUAUGAUACCAUGCGCCAUUUGUGAUUUAAAAUUUAAAUUGGACUUCCCAGAAAGUGAUCAAAUUCAAAUUUUAGUAACCGGCAUGGCUUUGGGUCUAGGCGAUCCCAAUAAAUUGAAAAACAAACGUAAAAAUAUAAGCAAUGGCCAAUCGGAUAGUAAUAACUCUAUGAGUCAUACCUAUUCGGCCGGUGAGAUUAAUAAUAAAAAAUUGCAACAGCUGCAACAAGAGGAAGAUUAUAUUUUCCCACUGGAUGAAGAUCAUAUGGUGGAGACACCAACACCAGCCACCAAUAUACCGCUGUUUGGAGCACAAUUAUUCAAAAAUCGUAAAUCAUCACCCAUACAAUUGUCUUCAGCACCCGGAUCAAUGCGUCAAAGACAUAAUCGUGUAUACGAAAGGAAUGGUGUGGAUAUAACGCCUUUGAGUUUUAUACCGGGAGGCAAAAUUGAAAAGUAUUUGGGUAAUUUAAAUUUCUUCUUUAUAAGAGAGAGCACAUCUAUAAGGGAAAAUGGUGGCAUAAGUGGAUUUGUCCAUGGCUUUAUCACAGAGCUUUUGGCUGUUGUCAGAGCUCAUAUAUCGGCCUUGGGCGGCAAUGCCAUGGUGUCCUUUUACUUAACUGAAUUAAUAUUAUUCGAUAAUCAACAUAAAAAUCAAGGUCAAUGUCUUAUAAGUAUUGGUGGCGAUGCGGUUUAUGUUUCAUAUCAUCAAGAUGACUAAUAUGUUUGCUGCUACAAUAAAGAGAAUUAAAAAUAGUUCUAAAAGCAACCUAAUCACAAAUUUAACUUAAAGUUGUUUACUAAACAAUCUUAAAUUGCAAUAAUUUAGCCAAUUUAUUUCCUAAAAAAGCAAUUACUAAAAAAAACUAAUAUAACUACUCCUACCACUACUGUUGCUCUCUAUUUUAUUUAUUUUAUUUGUUUUUACUAUUUCUUUUAUUUAUUUUAACAAAUUGUUUAAAGAUUUUAUUAUUUGUUAAUUAAUCUUUGGACUAUAUAAAAAUUUGCCAAUUGUAUUUAAAUUUUUACUAAAUUCAGUUUUAGCUUAGUUUCAAUUCAAUUUUAAUAAUGCAAUAAUUUCAACUGUGACUAUACAUAGAAUGUACUUAAACUUGUAUUAAAAUUAAGGUUGAAAUCUAAGCAUAAAAACUUAACAACAAGUUUUUUGAAAUGUAUUUUUGUAAAAAGUGCAUAUAUGUAACUUUAAAUGAAAUUGUGAGAAAAAAGUAAAUAAAUUUUAAUUAAAUUAAAACAAAAAAUAAUAAAUCAAAACAAUUUUCAAG
Lucilia sericata (common green bottle fly) is the source of this 3972-nucleotide messenger RNA. Its product is annotated as C2 domain-containing protein 5. The coding region runs from base 120 to 3410 and encodes 1096 amino acids. Gene Ontology annotation, biological process: positive regulation of D-glucose transmembrane transport; positive regulation of protein targeting to membrane; protein localization to plasma membrane. The transcript has 13 exons. Gene Ontology annotation, cellular component: plasma membrane. Lineage: Eukaryota; Metazoa; Arthropoda; Insecta; Diptera; Calliphoridae. The record is from RefSeq and is a predicted model, not a curated record. Gene Ontology annotation, molecular function: calcium ion binding; calcium-dependent phospholipid binding.